AGGAUAACAAAUAAAUGAUCCACACGUUUCUAUGGUAACAAACCACAGUUCCCCACCGUAUAAUCAUGGCGGAUGAUUUGGACGAUUUACUUGAUGAAGUCGAAUCAAAGUUUUGUUGUAGCACCUCGGCGUCCAAACAGUCAAGUUAUGUUUCAAAACAAACGGACCAAAAUUGUGUGAAUCCCAAGGACAAGAAACAGUCAAGAAAACAAGGCGGUAAAAGAGCUGAACACGAGAAUGAUGAUAUUGACGCUAUGCUGCAGGAAAUUCUGGAUGAUGAUUAUCAACCCAUCAGCACACAUGAUGAACCCAUUUCAGGAAAGACAUCCACAAGUGAUUCCUUUUCUCAGACUAUGCCCAAGAAAUGUUGCCCUGUGUUUCUUGGUAUGAGCUCUAUACUACAUGGUAUUGGAACCAGCGUUUCUCAAAGGGCCUGCAACCGAUUAAGAUGUACCUCUUGUGACUUCAGCGUACUCAUGUUUGACGAUCAUGAGUGGGACUCGUCCUGCAACUAUUUAUUUUUCAGGAACAACAUGCCGGAUCAUAACAAACUAAAAGCCAAACUGAGGAGGAGAAAGGGUGUGCGUGCGUAUGCCUGCCAGUGUAGCUGGCACUCUGCCCUGUCCCUCUCAGACCUGAGGGAGCAACAGCAGCUGAAGUGGGUUUGCGGCAAACACAAAGCAGGAACUUGAGUCUGCAACAGUUCUCCCUCUGAAAUCUCAUCUGUGUCCCCCAGCAAGUGUUGUGUGCUCCCCUCCUCACAUAAGAGAAUGCUGGCCAUUUUCAAAAA
Rhinichthys klamathensis goyatoka is the source of this 790-nucleotide messenger RNA. RefSeq names its product cilia and flagella associated protein 418 (gene cfap418). NCBI's taxonomy places the organism in Eukaryota, Metazoa, Chordata, Actinopteri, Cypriniformes, Leuciscidae. The transcript has 7 exons. Gene Ontology annotation, cellular component: cytosol. The record is from RefSeq and is a predicted model, not a curated record. Bases 66 to 692 code for a protein of 208 amino acids.